Papilio xuthus (Asian swallowtail) is the source of this 635-nucleotide messenger RNA. RefSeq lists its product as uncharacterized. The record is from RefSeq and is a predicted model, not a curated record. Gene Ontology annotation, molecular function: odorant binding; olfactory receptor activity. The transcript is spliced from 3 exons. Gene Ontology annotation, biological process: sensory perception of smell; detection of chemical stimulus involved in sensory perception of smell. The annotation marks the transcript as partial. NCBI's taxonomy places the organism in Eukaryota, Metazoa, Arthropoda, Insecta, Lepidoptera, Papilionidae. Gene Ontology annotation, cellular component: plasma membrane.
GUGAGAACAAUUCUGCUCAGUUUAAAUAAAUACGGAGUAAUCAUAAAAAAAUUCAUUGCAAAAUUUCAUUUAGAGAAUUUUAAACAAACAGGAAAACAUUUUGUGACGUCAUUGUUCCAGAUAAAUGCAACCACUAAUAAGAUAUCCUGGAUUUUCUUACGAAUAAUGUUAGUAUUCGUCACAUUAGGGAUAACAGGUUUUAAUGCAAUACCAUUGUACAAUAAUUACAAAGCUGACGUAUUCAGUAGCGAGAAGAAUAGUGAUUUGAAAUAUGAAUUCUCUAUUUACUACAAAUUUCCCGGAUUCGAUAUAGUCGAUCAUUUUACAUUGAGUACUAUUUAUAGUAUUUAUCUAUCAGUUAAUUGUGGUGCUUAUGUAUCUUCGAUUGAUUUAUUUUUAAUACUUAUGAUGUUCCAAAUGGUUGCUCACUUACGUGCAUUACAAGGUAGCUUGAAUAACUUAUCGAUACUUGAUGACAGACCUUUGGAAGAGAUUGAUUCUAACUUAACACCCGUACUUAAAAUGUUUAACGAUGAAGAAAAUAAUAGAAUACAUCAGAGAUUGCAAGCAGUUAUUGAUCACCAUAGAUUUAUAGUUAAUUUCGCAGGUGAAAUAUCUUCUUUCUUUGGGCCGAU